Messenger RNA from Paramecium pentaurelia, 1160 nucleotides. Lineage: Eukaryota; Ciliophora; Oligohymenophorea; Peniculida; Parameciidae. The record is from the annotation of a GenBank genome assembly.
AUGAGUUAACCUAUACGUCAAAAUACCACUAAUGCCGCUAAUGCCACUAAUGCCACUAAUGCCACUAAUACCACUAAUGCCACUAAUGCCACUAAUGCCACUAAUGCCACUAAUGCCACUAAUACCACUAAUGCCACUAAUGCCACUAAUGCCACUAAUGCCACUAAUGCCACUAAUGCCACUAAUGCCACUNAAGAACUAGUUUACCAAAAUUAAAACUUGCAGAAAGAAAACUAAUUAAAUGAUUAAAAUAAUUAUGAAUAAAUAAACUAAAUUAAUAUAAAUAAAAAGUUACUGAGUAAAUCAAUUACUUAGACUUAUAUAUUUUGUAAAUCAUUACAAGAAGUUAAAGCUCCUAUAGAAUCUUUGGUCAAUUAUGAGAAUCCUAUUGAAGUUAGCAAUCUCAAUGAUGCUAAAGGACUUUAAGGAAAAAAGAAGGCUUAUUUAUUUCCUUAGAAUCAAAACCAAAUACAGAAGUAAAUUGUGUUCGAAAAAUUAAGGAUAUUUUGAAUACUAUUUUGCCACCCAUUGAAUGGGAUCAUAAAGGAAAGCAUUAUAUAUAAUAUGUAUCACAUGUGGCAGCUACAAGAGAAGAUGUUGGCAAUUUACAAAAACUUUUGGAUGGACGAUUGUUAGCAAGAUAAGCAAAGUAUUUUUAAUUGAAAAUUAAUUAUUCUAGAGAAAUUAGUAUUUGUCCAAUAAGAGAAGAAUUGUUGAGUCAAUGUUUUGAUGAAAUUAUUAGAUAAGUUAUAAUUGAUUGUCCAGAGAGAGGUUGUUUUAAUUUAUUAUAACUUAGGUUUACUGUUGAUGAGAGUGAGGGAUGAACUCAAGAUGACUAUUGCAGCAUAUUAAACCUUAUACACUAAAUUAAUAAAUUUGCCAUAUUUUAUAAUUAUUUAAAUAUCAAAUUAAAAAAAGAUAAACUAAUUGUGCAAUUCUUCAGUUACUUUUGGAAUGAGAAGAUAAUUAUAAUCGGAAAUUGGGAAGAAUGAAUUAGAAGAUAAAAUAGUAUAGUUGGAAUAGAGGAAAUAGAAAUUAAAAGAGAAAUUAUUAAAUAAAUUUAUUUAGAGAAUCGAUCUACUAAAUAAGAAGGAUUCAUUAGAUAAAAAAAUAAAAAAAAGGAAUUAAAUUAUAGAAUAAAAAAGAAAAGAGGAAAUUGA